This is a messenger RNA of Emiliania huxleyi CCMP1516, 351 nucleotides long. RefSeq lists its product as hypothetical. The record is from RefSeq and is a predicted model, not a curated record. The annotation marks the transcript as partial. Gene Ontology annotation, molecular function: protein binding. The transcript has a single exon. NCBI's taxonomy places the organism in Eukaryota, Haptophyta, Isochrysidales, Noelaerhabdaceae.
UCGGUGGGUCUGUACAACCAAGGGCUGUCGGGGACGAUACCUCCGCAGCUGGGCGGCAUCUCGCAGCUGGAGACCCUUAUUAUGUCCUUCAACUCCAUCUCGGGCACCAUCCAUCCGCAGAUGGGCAAGCUCUCGCAGCUGGAGAGGCUUUACCUGGGCAUCAACUCCAUCUCGGGCACCAUCCCCUCGGAUAUCGGCAAGCUCUUGCUGCUGGAUAACCUUCAGCUGUACAACAACUCCAUCUCUGGCACCAUCCCUGCGGAUACGGGCAAGCUCACGAAGCUGAGGUACCUUUACCUGGAGAACAACGACAUUUCGGGCACCAUGCCGUCACAGCUCAACAAUGUGCCG